Pseudogymnoascus destructans is the source of this 4343-nucleotide messenger RNA. RefSeq lists its product as uncharacterized. NCBI's taxonomy places the organism in Eukaryota, Fungi, Ascomycota, Leotiomycetes, Thelebolales, Thelebolaceae. The record is from RefSeq and is a predicted model, not a curated record. Bases 1532 to 3658 code for a protein of 708 amino acids. The transcript has 4 exons.
GCGUCGCCGCUCCUACUCGCGCUCGCCCUCCCGGUCGCUCUCUCAUUCACCAGUCCGAGGAGCAACUCGCCAAGUUUCGCGCGGUCGUUCGCACUCUGCUAGCCCUCGCAGGCGUUCUGGAGGCGCAAAGAGGGGGAGGAGCAUUAGCCGCUCGCGCUCAGACUCGCGGUCUUUGUCUCCCUCAGCAGAGCGUUCACUGAGCCCAGCGCGUCGACGAGGACCGAGGUCUGCGUCGCCUCCACCAAAGAGACGACGCGAAUACAGGGAUUCGAGGUCGCCGUCACCACCGCCGUCGAAGAGGGGUCGGAGGUAUAGCUAGAUAAAGAUUUUGUGUUAUAUGUACAAGGUGCAAGUGGAGAUUGUUUCGAGUAGACGGGAGAUGGGUGGACACAGGGAAGGAAAGCAUAUGAAACAGAAGGCUGGAUGGCUCAAUCAAUUCUAUUAUACCCCAACCCAACUAUUAUUGUAUUGCAGGCCAAGCAAGCAACGAUGGCACAUCGCAUCGUGAACAAUUUCGCUUCCCAUGAGACGGCAGUUAGCCUCUCACCUCCCUCCCUCUCUCUCUCUCUCUCUCUCUCUACCUAGGAAAUUCAUUGAGCCCAACUUGGGUUCGGGUCGUCGUGUCAGACGCCCAAACGCCUUACACGAAGUACAGAGCAUGUCACCUCCGUCCGCAUAACCCCCCGAGAGCUCGAGCAUCCACAGCUAGCUCGCAGUUUGGAUUAAUCAUCACGCAGCACUACUCACUGUACUCUAGGGCUGUAGUGCGGUGUACAAGCGGGACUGUGGACUGGAUUUGGAUAUGGAAGCACACAUUCAGGGAAGAGAAAGAAGUGGUAAGGCCGUACUUCGGGAUUGAUGGACGGCUUAUGAUCAUCGGAUAUUGUUUCCGCCAGAUAUCCAAUAUCCACAACCAACAACCAACGUGGAGUGGCGCCACAAUUUUGUCAUCUAUUUUCAUUAACCAAGAGUGGCUUGAGACGACAUUUACAUAACUUACAAAGCGUUACGCUCACGCCUGGUUGCUGUUGACACCCCUACCGAUAUGCGGAUCGUUGGACCUCUCGGGGGGGUGUGCGCAUAGACUGCCACAUGAGUUAUCCUUCCUUCCAUGCACCCCCCCCCGCUACUACGCGUUCCAUGCAUACAUCAGAGUCUUGGCGUUUAUAGGAUCGAACCAAAGGGUCCUCCGCUCGUCAGCAGUUUCGGGUUGAGCUGUAUCCCCGAAAAUCUCACUUCUCCACUGUUGUAUGUACUGUUACUGUUGCUGUGGGCGAGAGAGCUCUCCCUCUCGUUAUCAGCAAACCCAUCUCGUGUGUAAGUGGCGCAACCUCCUCAUAUCAUCAAAGUAGAGAGAAGAGUGUCUUCCUACAUACAGCCUCGUUCUUCUCUUAUCCUCGCUCCUCCUCCCCUGCUUUUAAUGCUUAAUUCAUAUUUACUUCGGUCCCCAGCAGUUACUACGCUGGCUGCAUAGCAUUCCCACUAAUCACUCCCGAUGAUGGAGGUGUGAUAGACACCUCCAACAACCCCAAUGAGGCGGCCAUCGGUCAUUGAAUCAUCUAGCCUCAAACCCUACCCCGAAUGGGAUAUACCUCGGACAAUCCGCCCCAAGAGCUCUCGGGGCUCUCUCUCAAGCCAAUGCUCCGCCGCAGAGCUGAGCUUACUCGACGACCUACUACAGACCCAUCCGGGUAGCUUGGGGGGGGGAGGCUUGGUCAUGGACGCGCCUAGAUGGGACUCUCUGAGAUCAACUCCGAACACACCUGCCAAACGAUCAUGGGAGGGAGGGGACGCCUCUCCGAGCUCCCACAGCGCUGGCCCAAGAUCUGGGGAAGGCCAACCGCCUUCGCACUUCCGCCAUCUCAGUGGACCGACACAUACCGUGCGGAGGUCGUCUGAUACAGCUGCCCAACAGGUUGGAUGGGAGACAAGCGCACAGACACAGGGUUGGACUGCGAAGCCAGAACUAGCCCGGUAUGGGACUGGCUUGGAGGAUAGCUAUGGGGCUGACCGACGGCAGCCUGUAGACUCUCGCGAUGCGCCUCUGGGCAGAUCCGAUCAUAAUGCGGCUCCAUUUCCGUCACAGCCUCCGUGGACAAAAUAUCGCCGCGAGAGCAGCGGCUCCAGCUUCCAAACAAAUUUCGAUCCUCCGUCUUCUAAUGAAACGAUGUACCAGGGAAGUCAAGAUACAAGGAGGUCAUCAUAUACGCUUGCUGCGGAUGAGUUGGGGGCCGCAGAUCCCCGCCGUGGGUCUUCGUCGGCAAAGGUCUCACUUUUUGAACAAAACUGCGAGAGAUGCAAUUUGUUCAGACCUCAAAUAAAGCAAUUUAUUUCUAUGGCACAGAAAUUUGAAACGUCACUUGGGCCGUUCGGACCAUACCAGGAAAUUCAUGAACAUUGUCUCAGACAAGGGACGGUGCACGAUGAGGUUCCGAAUUUCCCUGAAAUACAUCGCAUCCUUGGCCUACUAAAUGAGGUAAACGACCUUGCCAAAAAUGUAGUCCAGCUUGGACCGGUAUACUUGGUAAAGGUCAAGGAAGAUCAUCAGCACAAACUGUUAGAAAACAUCAAACUCGAAUACAACCCUCCGACAUUGGAACGAUAUUUCUCGUCGGAAUCUGACGAUGCCUCGAAAAGGCGUCGGCUGGGAUCUAUGAAUACGCGAGGGAUGGAACGCCAGUCUACGCAUCAGGGUCGGGCAGGGGAUGCACGUCGACACUUGUCGGCAAGUCCAUCCACCGAUAGGUUACCGCCGAUAUACUUCAGUUCGACAUCCCACAUGGCACCGGAAUCCUCGGGAUUCAAGCUCCCCCCAAUGAAUCCGCCGCCGGCUCGUGGGAGGCACAUUACAUCGCCACAGAGACCACAUAACUCACCGCCCUCAUAUAAUAUGUCAUCACCUGACCCAUCCUCCUUUCCACCAUCUUCUUCGGCAAAUAAGCCCCCCCAACUAUCUCAUCAGUCAUUAUCACCUCCGCAGUCAUCGUCAUUUAGCUCAGGGGCGAUAGGCGGCGCAGUUCCGCCUGCUGUGGCCACUCAUACAGCGACUCUUCAGCACGAAGUUUCCGUGAAAUCCAACACCCUCCAAACACUCCAGCAAGGGCACGACAAGUUACUCGCCGCAUUAUCACGAUCGCAAACUCGUUCCCGCGCACUGGAAGAGAAGCAGGUCGUUUCCGACAACGAAGUCAACGUCCUUUCCGAAGACAGGAAUCGACUAAUGGAUCGAAUCGCAGAGCUCGAAAAGGAGGUCUCGGAGGUCAGCGAGGCGAGAGAUGAAUACCGUAAUGCGGGCGUCAAGGAGGGGAAGCAAUAUGUCGAGAUUGUGACAAUGGCGAGUCGCUUGGAACUCAUGGCGGCCGAGGAGCGGAAAAUUAUGGCGGCGGGUCUGGCGGAGAAAGAGAGGCAAUUAAUGCAGAGAGCAGAGCUGGGUAUGAUAGCUGGCGGGUCCGUGGCACAGCAUCCUGCUUCAAGACACUCGGAUGAGGUUAUUGUCCAGCUCAAUGGUAAGUGCGCCAAGUACGAAGCGGCGCUGAAGGAUAUUAGGCGGAAGAGGCGGCGGAUUGAUGAUAUUGUCGCCGAGCUGGGGUCGGCUGGUUCUGAUAUCUCCCAGUCUUUGAACGGCGUCCUGGGUGACGAAUUGGGGGAAAGUACAUAGUGGGUGUGGUGACACAAAACGUUAAAUCAACAAGUGGGGUAUGCAGUACGCCUGCAUCUUGGGCGUACUAGGCAGGGUGGAAUUAUCAGAUUUGAUACCAUCGCACAGGUUAUCUGUGUUUGUUGAUAGCAUAACUGCAAGGAAAGGGCAGCUUGACCUAAAAUAAAUGUAAAUAACCAUCACAUGGAGGCUCAAACACGUUCUGAAUGCGCCCAUAAUCAAACCCAAAACCAAGGCAGUCUAGGUGCCCUACUGAAUACCUAACCCGCUGCCAUCGUUUACCCACCUCAUGUCCCACAGUAGAAACCUCCAAUAUCUGCUCCCUCAUCCUCUCCACAAUCCUAACCCGCCCCCCCGAAUCCUCCAGCCUCCUCCUCCCUCGAUUCCGUAGCACUGCUCGGCGUGGGUGUUUCCUGAUGGCCCAUCUGUGUAGCCGGUUGAUAAUAUGGUCUUUGAGUCGGCGUCGAGGAAGAGGGCGCCGACGCGGAAGUUUGUCGAUUUGGGGAAGGGGGCGGGCUACUUGGAGGGCGUGGGACAUGGUGAGAUGGCGGGGUAGGGUGGGGUGGACGCAUUGGGAGGCUGACGGGGGUGGUUCAGCUUCGAAAUAAUGGCGACGAUCUAAUUUACAGUAUAAAGAUUCAAUUGGCAAUUAAUAUUUUCAAUGCCAUGGUUGGGCGAGUCGUUG